This is a messenger RNA of Phodopus roborovskii (desert hamster), 2958 nucleotides long. It is a transcript of the gene Parp9, whose product is annotated as poly(ADP-ribose) polymerase family member 9. The record is from RefSeq and is a predicted model, not a curated record. The coding region runs from base 275 to 2761 and encodes 828 amino acids. Lineage: Eukaryota; Metazoa; Chordata; Mammalia; Rodentia; Cricetidae. Gene Ontology annotation, cellular component: nucleus; cytoplasm. The transcript is spliced from 12 exons. Gene Ontology annotation, molecular function: NAD+ poly-ADP-ribosyltransferase activity; transcription corepressor activity; ubiquitin-like protein ligase binding. Gene Ontology annotation, biological process: positive regulation of type II interferon-mediated signaling pathway; negative regulation of gene expression.
CCCUGUUCCUCGCCGAGCCACCUUCUUUCUUUCUUUGCGGUCUCCUACGGCUUUGACCAGGACAGACAAAUGCACCAUCAUCUGAAACAGACGCCCAGCUGUAGCCUUUAAGGAACCUUGAAAGUCUUUCAGCUGUGAAAACAACACUGCCCUCUGGAGGCAAGGCGGACCUUUUCCCUGUAGUCGAAAUAGACCACCAUCUCCAGGAUCGACAGACUAUACUUGGAAACACAAAAUAGUAUAAAGGACUAAAGACCCACGUGGGACCUGAAGGAUGGCCUUUUACAUGGGUUCUGGAAGAGCAGCUUACACAGAAAGACCAGCCAACAGUUCUCCUGUAGAACACAACAGAUGGCAAAUUCCCAUUAAAUACAAUGUCUUCGAAAUUUUAAAAAGCAUAGAGGGUCAGCUGUGUGAAGUCCUCAAGGAUAAGUUUGGGUGCAUCUCUAUCCUGAGCUGUCCAACUGUAGCAGGAAACAGCGCUGCUGCUCAGCAGGUCUUCAGAAAGAGGCUGACCCCGGAAAUAGAGUUGUCUGUCUGGAAGGAUGACCUCACCAGACAUGUUGUUGAUGCUGUGGUGAAUGCAGCCAAUGAAGAACUUUUGCAUGGAGGUGGCUUGGCUGGGAGCCUGGUGAAAGCUGGUGGCCCUGAAAUCCAAGAAGAAAGCAGAAGAUUAAUUGCUAUGUAUGGGAAAAUUCCAACUGGUGAAAUAACUGUGACAAAAGCAGGGAGGCUUCCUUGCAAUUGGAUUAUCCAUGCUGUUGGGCCUCGGUGGACAGGCAGGCAGACAGAUGUUGAACUUCUGAGAAUUGCCAUUAAGAAUAUCCUAAACUAUGUCUGCAUACAAAAUACACACAUUGAGACUGUAGCAAUUCCAGCCCUGAGCUCUGGAAUUUUUCAGUUUCCUCUGGAUUUGUGCACAGACACAAUUUUAGAAACUAUCUUGCUUUAUUUCCAAAAGAAGCAGCCGACAGGUAAUUUGAAAGAGAUUCAUCUGGUGAGCAAUGAGGACCGCACUGUUGCAUCCUUUAAGUAUGCAGCAGAAAAUGUCCAGAGGAAGUUGGCUCAUCUGAGCCCCUGGGAGAAUGCAGGAACUAUCCCUUCUUCCAUUGUGAUGCUUCAAAUUGGCCAGGGCUUGACUCUCCAGAUUGUCCAAGGCUGUAUUGAACUGCAAACAACAGAUGUUAUUGUUAAUUCUGGAUACAAAUAUGACCUUAAAAGUGGACCUGUGUCACAAUCAAUUCUUAAAAAAGCAGGAUUUGAAAUGGAAAGGGAACUUGACAAGGUUAAGCUGUCUUCAGAUUGCAAGAUGGUACUGGUCACAAAAGGAUUUAAAUUGUCCUGUCAGUAUGUGUUCCAUAUGGCAUGGGAACUUGAAAAAAAACACCAGAUACUGAAAGAUGCAAUGAAGAGCUGUCUGGAAAAAUGCCUCCAACCAGAUAUACAUUCCAUUUCUUUUCCUGCCCUUGGGACAGGAAUGAUUGACAUAGAGAAGAAUACAGCAGCCAGGAUAAUGUUAGAUGAAAUUUUAGCAUUUGCCAAAAAGCACAUGAAGAAAACCCUGACUGUAAGGAUUGUGAUCUUUCCAUCGGCUGUGGAUAUAUACACAGCUUUUUGUUCUGAAAUGAUGAAGAGAUCCAUUGAGCUGAAUCUCAGCAGUAACAGUGUUGUUCCAGUCCCCCAGGGGACCGGAGGGGAGCAAAGGAGUGGACUCAAAGCUGGAUCCCCUGCCAUCAAUCUGACGGGUGUAAACGUGGCAGAGAUGUGUGAGGCCAAAGAGUGGAUUGAGAGGUUGGUGACUUCCGAGGACCGCCACGUCAUUGAGAAUAAUCAUAUUCUCUAUCUUGGGAAGAAGGAGCACGACAAGCUUUCUCAGCUCCAGACAACCUCAGGUGUCUCCAUUUCAGAGACUGUCAGUCCCCUAAAGGCCACUCUCGAGAUUAGAGGUGCCCAGGCUGACCUCAUUGAAGCAGUAAUGAAUAUUGAAUACAUGCUGUGUGAAGUUCAGGAAGAAGUGGCAAGAAAAAGGGAGAAAAGUCUUUCCGAUUUGUUAGGACAGUGGACCGAUCAGCAAGGAAAACUGGAUGACAGGGAAAAUUCUCACACAUACCUUCGUUACCCUAUUCCAUUAACUCAGGAACUUGAGGACCAGAAGAAACAGUUUGAGAAGUGUGGCUUGUGGGUUGUGAAGGUGGAGCAGAUAGACAAUAAUGCGCUCAUGGCUGCCUUCCAAGAGAAGAAGAAAAUGAUGGAAGAGAGAACGCCGAGGGCACUUGGGAGCCAAAGGUUGUUUCAGCAGGUUCCCUAUCAGUUUUGCAAUGUGGUGUGCAGAGUCGGCUUUCACAGACUGUACUCAACACCUCACGACCCAGUUUAUGGAGCCGGCAUACAUUUCACCAAGAGCCUCAAAAAACUAGCAGAGAAGGUCAAGAAGACCUCUAGCACAGAUAGACUAAUCUAUGUGUUUGAGGCAGAAGUGCUCACAGGCUCCUUCUGUCAGGGUAAUAACUUAAAUAUUUCCCCACCACCAUUGAAUCCUGGGGCCUUCGAUGUUCAUGACAGCGUGGUUGACAGUGUUUCCAACCCUGAAACCAUUGUUGUUUUUAAUGGCAUGCAGGCAGUGCCCCAGUAUUUGUGGACUUGUACACAGGAUAGGACUUUGUCACAGCAUCAGAUGUGGGGACAGGACUACUCAUCAGGUCUAGCGAUGGACUCUUCACCGCAGUCCUGGUGGGAGGUCCUGGAUGGUAGCACUGUUUAGUCUCUGUCAUUGACAUCCUUCAUCUCCUUUGCUAUAGGCAAAAGCAAGAAUAUUUUACAUGUAACUAAGAUAUUCUUUUCUAAUAAGUCAAGCCAACUAAAAAGAUGAUAGUAUAAAAUAGAACAACGGAAUUAUUUUAGAUUUUCUAUAUAAUUUUGUAAAGUGCUUUGGAUAAUAAAUCACCUUUGUCUGAGUAA